GUGGCAGCGUGGCUCAGUCGAUUUUUAGACGAUCAACAAUGAAAUACUUUGCCAUUUGCGCCCUGCUCAUCCUUCCGCUGGUCAGCGGAGGGUAUGUGCCCCAGCCCAGGCACUUUGUGACCUACGAGAUUCAGCCAGCUCACCAGCAUUUGCCUCAUAUGGAAGAAAUUGCCAGAAAGAUGCAGGCCAUGCUCCAGCAUAUGAACCCGGACAUGUCCGUCCUGGCCGAUGCCAUCAAUGUCCCCGAUAUGUCCGUCCAGGCCGAUGCUGGCAUUUUGCCCGAUAUGUCGGUGGCCACCGAUGCCGAUAACACUCCCAUUAGGCGCGCUGCCUGGCUCAAGGCUGCUCCCAUUGCCAAGGCCGUCGCUCCCAAGUUGUUUGUGAUCCCUGAUAUGUCUAUGCUGGAGGAUGCUGGCCUGAUUCCAGACAUCUCGGUGGCCACCGAUGCUGAUGAGACCCCCAAGCGUGGCUCCUUUGCCCUGAAGAAGCCCCUGCUGGCCCAGGUUGCCGGAGGUAUCCCCAGCGUUGAUGCUGAUCUGAUCCCUGACAUUUCGGUGGCCUCCGAUGCGGAUGAGGUUUCUGUAGCUAAGCCCCAAGUCAGUGCCGAUGCCGACCUGAUCCCUGAUAUCUCUGUGGCCUCCGAUGCUGAUGAGACCCCCAAGAAGCUCAUUCCUGGUCUAAAGACUUUUCCCCAGUUGGCCAAGGUUUCCGGAGCCGAGCCUCAAGUCAGUGCCGAUGCCGAUCUGAUCCCUGAUAUCUCUGUGGCCUCCGAUGCUGAUGAGACCCCCAAGAUGCUCAUUCCUGGCCUGAAGGCUCUGCCUCAGCUGGUCAAGGUUUCUGGAGCUGAGCCUGUGGAGGUUCCAGCCGAUGCCGACCUGAUUCCUGACAUCUCUGUGGCCUCCGAUGCUGAUGAGACCCCUAAGAAGCUCAUUCCUGGUCUGAAGUCUCUGCCCCAGUUGUUCAAGGUUUCUGGAGCUGAGCCCCAAGUCAGUGCCGAUGCCGAUCUGAUCCCCGAUAUCUCUGUGGCCAGCGAUGCUGAUUUCGAUCCCAAGAAGACCCUGGCGGCCCUUUUGGCCAAGCUUCACUAAACUGACUCGUGAAACUAUCAGCAAAGCCUGAUUAAAUCGGAAACGGUUGUGUGUUUUUUGUAUUUUUACGUUAUUAUAUGAUUGUCAUUAAUCAAUAAUUUUUCGAGGAGAACGAA
Molecule: messenger RNA, 1204 nt
Organism: Drosophila kikkawai
Lineage: Eukaryota; Metazoa; Arthropoda; Insecta; Diptera; Drosophilidae
Source: RefSeq, a predicted model, not a curated record